Molecule: messenger RNA, 969 nt
Organism: Neohortaea acidophila
Lineage: Eukaryota; Fungi; Ascomycota; Dothideomycetes; Mycosphaerellales; Teratosphaeriaceae
Product: alcohol dehydrogenase zinc-binding domain protein
Exons: 1
Coding region: 1-969 (322 amino acids)
Molecular function (GO): oxidoreductase activity
Source: RefSeq, a predicted model, not a curated record
AUGGCCGAAACAAUGCGCGCAGCGGUCAUCCACGUCCCCGGCGACCCCUCCGUCCUCCAAUUGGAAGAAGUCCCCAUCCCAGUCCCGCGGCCAGAUCAAGUGCUCAUCCGCGUGCGCGCUUUCGGCCUCAACCGCUCUGAAAUGUACACGCGCCAAGGCCACUCGCCGAGCGUGAAGUUCCCUCGCAUCCUGGGGAUCGAAGCAGCGGGUGAAGUGGUUUCUUGUCCAUCUGGUGUCUUUGAGAAGGGAGACGUGGUUCUUACUUGUAUGGGCGGGAUGGGCCGCGAUUUCGACGGGGGAUAUGCGGAGUACGUCGUUGUGCCUGUUAGGCAGGUUAGAAAGGUGCGCACGACGCUGGGGUGGGAGGUGCUGGGUGCGAUUCCGGAGAUGUUGCAGACUGCUUGGGGCAGUCUGUUUGUUUCGCUGCGGAUUCAGAAAGGAGAGAAACUGUUGAUAAGAGGGGGGACGUCGAGUGUGGGUUUGGCGGCUGCGGCUAUUGCGAGGAAUUACGGGUGUGAAGUCACGAGUACGAGUCGCAAGGUUGAAGGGCAGCGCGUGAUGUUGGAGGCUGGAGCGCAGCAUGUGCUGGUGGACGAUGGGGCGUUGGCGAAGCAGGUCGGAGGAAAUUUCGACAAGUGUUUGGAACUGGUGGGCGUGAAGACUAUGGAGGAUUCGAUGAAGUGUCUGAAGAGGGGCGGCGUGUGCUGUAUCACGGGGAUUGUGGGCGGGACUUGGACGGUGGACGGUUGGAAUCCCAUGGAGCAUAUUCCGGUUGCGGUCGCGCUUACGGUGUAUGGGGGGUGGGUGGAGGAGUUUUUGCAGAUGCCGUUGCAGGAAUUGAUUGAGCAGGUGGAGAGGGGGGAGUUGAAGGUGCCGAUUGGGAGGGUGUUGAGGCUUGAGGAGAUUGUGGAGGGGCAUCGGUUGAUGGAUGCGAGUGCUGCUGGGGGGAAGAUUGUGUGUCUAACGUAG